Messenger RNA from Neolamprologus brichardi, 2260 nucleotides. It is a transcript of the gene rbpms2a, whose product is annotated as RNA binding protein, mRNA processing factor 2a. Gene Ontology annotation, molecular function: protein homodimerization activity; RNA binding. The record is from RefSeq and is a predicted model, not a curated record. Lineage: Eukaryota; Metazoa; Chordata; Actinopteri; Cichliformes; Cichlidae.
UGCAACAGCUGAGGCGGAUCUGCAGCCUGAUUACGGCUCACAGCAGACUCCAACAUAAUUGAUGACCUAAUUGAAAACCAGGAGGAGGAGGAGAGACGGGGUGGUGGGGGGAGCUCAGGAGGAGGGAGAGAGAAAGACGCGCUCCAAUGAGGAAAAAGUUUACUUGUUCUUCCUCCGCACAGUCCCACAGCUGAGGGCAUUGAUGUGAGCGCGGAGGCUUUCAGUUUUUUACGCGCACUUCUUCCCCCCAUCUCUCACCCUCACACACGGAGCACAAAUCCACCUUCUCACCUUUAGUUUAGCGCGUGUCUGUGUUUCUUUUUUCCUUUUCCUCCUCCCUUUUAUGAAUGAUUCUCUCUCGCAGUGCUGCUGUUAAACUAUCCUCGGAUACUUCGCCGUCCUCGUCCGCACAGACUCACCUCGGCACAUCUUCUCUGCUCAAGUUCAAACGCCACCAGGACUUUCACUGCAGCUUCAGGCGCACUUGGGGGAAAUAUCACUCGACGAGGAAAAACUUGAUACUCUGUGCAGCAGCAGCAGUAGCCGACGCGACCGUCAACAUGAGUCUGAAAGCUGACGCAGAGCCGAAUAACAGCGUUUCCAUCGAGGAGGAGGUACGAACACUGUUUGUCAGUGGCCUACCGGUCGAUAUCAAGCCACGGGAACUUUACCUUCUCUUCAGACCUUUUAAAGGUUAUGAAGGGUCACUGAUUAAGUUAACAUCAAAACAGCCUGUUGGGUUUGUAACCUUUGACAGUCGGUCUGGAGCUGAAGCUGCAAAAAAUGCACUAAAUGGAAUCCGUUUUGACCCUGAAAGUCCCCAGACCCUGCGCUUAGAGUUUGCUAAAGCCAACACGAAGAUGGCAAAGAGUAAGCUGAUGGCCACACCGAACCCCACAAAUAUCCACCCUGCUCUAGGAGCACACUUCAUUGCACGGGACCCAUAUGAUCUGACUGGGGCAGCACUGAUCCCAGCGUCACCGGAUGCGUGGACUCCUUACCCUCUGUAUACCACUGAGCUGACUCCAGGCCUCCCUCACGCAGCCUUCACUUACCCAGCGGCCGCCGCUGCAGCCGCAGCCCUCCACGCCCAGGUGAGGGACCAACCGAUGCGCUGGUACCCUACUCCCUCUGAGACUUCCCAGCCUGGAUGGAAGUCCCGGCAGUUUUGUUAGAUAUUUAGCCUCUGGAAACCACACCUUUGUCCAGCUGAAGUGAGGUUUGCCAAGCUCUGCAUUAAUUUAAUCAGUUUAUUUAAUGGACAAAUGUGCAUUACUAUAAGCAAACAGUAUUUAUAUCUCCUUCCGAUUGUCUCUGGGGGAGCCUGAGUUAAGACCAGUUUGCUGUCGACAAUCUGAGCUUAUCCUUGGCAACUAUUGUGGUACCAUCUUAGCACUUCAAAAAAAAAAAAAACCUCAUGCAAAACCUUUUCAAACUCCAUGGCUCAUAAUUGCUGAGGAAAAUUGAUGCAUUGAAGUAACUGUUGUUAAGCUAGUCCUUCCCUGGGUUACCGCUGCUCCUGGGAGGUUUAGAAGCGUUAUAAGUCAUUGCAUGUUAAAGUCUUUUUGGCAUGAAUUUAGAACGCAGAGUUCUGUGUAUCCUAAUUUUCUUAGUGUAUGUGUUGCCGCUUUUCCUUGGCCUAGACAGCGAAAUGUUUUGUUUAUCUGUAGAACCUUGGUCUUACCUCUGUGAAAGCUAGGCUGUUGUGUAAAUGGCUUAUCUCGCAUGGACCUUGUGAAUGCAUCCCUAUGUUCUGACAAUCCCAGUCCUUAUGAUCAUAUCAAUGUUUGUCAUUAUUUGAGUAAAGGAAAGUACAAAUAUUUUUGUACUUUUUGCAUAAUGUAUAUUUAUGCAUUUUUGUGCAACUAAAUAAUGAUCCUGUAUAAGUUGGAUGUUUAGUCGUCUCUGGUGUUUUUGGUGUUUUUGAGCCUAUAAUCCUGUUGAAGUAGUUUUAAAGAAGAAAAAGUGCAAUUUGUUUAAAGGGGAAGUGGGUAUCUGUCAAAACAUGGAAGUAUUCUGAACAUGGCUUGUGCCAUUCUGCUAAAAUGAGAUUGCUGUAAAAUUAUCUGUCAGAAUGUGAAACUGGACUACAAACAAAGGGUUGCUUUUCGGGGGGUGGGGGCAUUUUGAAAUGGGAAGCAGGAUUAGACUGAUGGAGGAAUUUAGUUUGUGGUUUAGAACCUGUUUGUCUUUGUAUCUGCUGUGCAUAAGAUGUAAAAAAUGAUAAUCCCAUCUUAUGAAUAAAAAGUGAAUGCAUAUA